Messenger RNA from Arctia plantaginis, 288 nucleotides. NCBI's taxonomy places the organism in Eukaryota, Metazoa, Arthropoda, Insecta, Lepidoptera, Erebidae. The record is from the annotation of a GenBank genome assembly.
AUGAGACGCUUCUGCACUACCGUUUUUGUGUUAGUCCUUAUCCACACUACUUUAUGUAAUGUGGUGUCGGUCGCGAAGGAUACUUCCUUGGUAGGUGACGAAGGAGAUGUAGCAGUGCCUGUAGAGAAUGUUCAAAGUUUAGCGAAUGAAGUGAAGGCAACAGAUGAGUCGACGUGUGCUAAAGUGGGAGAGUUUUGUAUGGGCCCCGAGGGGUGUUGCAGCAAAGCCUGUUUGGGUUUUUUGAAAAGGUGCGUCUCGGGCCGAAAAGGAGACAUCGAUGAGGAAUGA